Ylistrum balloti is the source of this 10462-nucleotide messenger RNA. RefSeq lists its product as uncharacterized. Gene Ontology annotation, molecular function: RNA polymerase II cis-regulatory region sequence-specific DNA binding; DNA-binding transcription activator activity, RNA polymerase II-specific. The transcript has 5 exons. The coding region runs from base 115 to 8928 and encodes 2937 amino acids. Gene Ontology annotation, biological process: regulation of transcription by RNA polymerase II. Gene Ontology annotation, cellular component: nucleus. Lineage: Eukaryota; Metazoa; Mollusca; Bivalvia; Pectinida; Pectinidae. The record is from RefSeq and is a predicted model, not a curated record.
AAUAAAUGCAUGGCGGAGAGAAGAGAGACGACAAGACGACGAAUGUUAUGGAUUUCAAUGUGACCUUUAAUACCUAGGACUUGUCUACAGAGAAGCUGACAUUUCAAAAACAAAAUGUCUGACAAAACGUCAGACAGUCAAAAUAUUGAACUUGUGCUCCACAUGGUCAAUAAAAUGUGUGGCGAGUUGGUGGACAAGGGUCUAGAGUACUUUCUGGUGACAGCGGAUUCAACCAAGGCCUUAAACAUAGGCUCAACAAAGGGCAGACAAUUCCUGCAAUCCAACAAAGAUGUUGUACAACGCUUCAUCAAACACUGCUAUAGUUCCAAGGCGACAGUUAGUGGACAGGGUCAGGGGGAGGCUUCAAAGACAAAACCAAUAGAACUGACUGCUACUCCGAAAUCAGUGGGACUGACUGCUACCUCCAAACCAGUUGGAGCAAAUGAUACCCCGAAACCAGUUGCAACAAAUGCUACUCCAAAACCAGUUGCAACGAAUGUUACUCCAAAAGCAGUUGAAGCGAAUGCUACUCCAAAACCAGUCGGAUCAAAUGCUACCCCGAAACCAGUUGGAGCGAAUGCUACCCCGAAAUUAGUUAGAGUGAAUGCUACCCCUAAACCAGUGGAAUCAGUUGCUACUCCUAAACCCGUAGUAACAGCCAACCUAAAACUAAUGCCGUUAGAUAAACAAAUUUCACCUAGUAAAGAAGUUAGAUUGGAGACAAAUGAUGGCAGUUCUUGUAAACAAUCAUCACAACAGGAGAGGGAAGGAGAUGAAACAGUACCUAGUGAUAUUCUGACAGCUGUUAAUUUGUCAGCUGCCUCAUUCAAGGUAAAGAAACAGGUGGCUGCCAGUAAAUCGGCUCAAACUGAGCUCAAGAUGGAAGAUCCUCCCUGUAGCCCCACUGAAGAUACAGCAGAAACAGGUGAAAGUGGUGAAACAAGCUCCCUCUUUGGGAUGUCCCUUCGUGCGAAGCGGAAACGUAAAAUAUUUGCAGAUUGUGAGAUGAGUCCAUUGAUGUCUGGUCGUCAUUCAUUAAAAAAUGAAUUGAAAACUACUACAAUAAAAAGCGAGAAAAAGGCAAAGGUAGAUAAAGUAGAAGGAACUAAUGCUAGAUCUUGUAAGAAUUCUCAGACUUCGAACGAAGAGAAAACGUCAGGGAAGACCAAAGAAGUGAAGUCUGAUGGAGGAAUAUCCAAAAGUCUGUCAGUAAAGUUGGGACCAACGGGAGACAAGCAGACGGAGUUAAAGAAAUGCUCUGUGCAAUUGUCACAUACCUCACUGAUUAGACGCAGAGCAGCAAAAUCUGUCUGCAGCUCAGUCAAGCAAAUUUCAGCAGAAUCCACAACCAAAAGGGGAAGAUCAGAGGAACAAGACAAGAAUAUCACAACAGAUGAUACACAACAAACUGUACAUUCAUCCUCGGACGAUAACUCUGCGGAAAUCUCAGUGAAAGGUGAAUCAGAGCCAGUGAAACAAGAUGCAGAGAUCAGUUUAAAUCUGGAGUGUUCUGUUAAGGAGGACUCUGACAACGACAAUUACAAUGAUGAUGAAAGUGACGAAUUCAAAACAGAUGUUCAGAUGAAAGCGCCGACAAAGAAAACAUCAACUUUAUCAGUUAAGAAAAGUGUGCUUAGAAAGAGAUCAAAGUUUGCUACUCCAAAGGGGUAUAAUUAUUCCUGUUCAAUAUGCGAGAAAAAAUUUAAAGGAUCGGGAGCUUUGGCAAGACAUACUAUUGUACAUGCAAAGCAGUGUGUGGCAUGUGAAAAAGAGUUUCCUGAUCAUGAAAGCCUGUUAGUUCACAGGAAAAAGUGUCAGUCUAUUAGGACUACCAAUAAGCUGUAUCCAUGCGACAAGUGUGAUCUGGUUUGUAUAGCCCCGUGGUCAUUACGGCGACAUCAGUUAGCAUCACAUGAGUGGCGCUGUCGCUACUGUAAAAAAACUCAUAACUCUGAGGAAAGUCUUGACGAGCACAUGGAGAAAUGUAUUGACAAAGCUGUUCGGGAGAGUGAACAACGUGACCGACGCAUGAAUAGUCAACGCCAGGUGUGCGACACCUGUGGUAAAGAAUUUGCUAACAAAGGAAUUUUAAUGUCGCACAUGAGAUGCCACACGGAAGAUGUAAGUUUGCUGAUCAGUCAGAUCUGCGAUGUUGACCUGGACCAGGUAGAUAAGAUUGUAGAUGAUGUUGGUGGUGAGUCCAAGGAGGAUUCACAAGGGACAAAGGAAGUGGCCUCUCCAUCAAAGCAUAAAAAACCCGGUGUUGUGAAAAAGCCAUAUGUGUGCCAGCAUUGUGAGAAGUCCUUCAAACUGCGCUGUGAACUGAACAAGCAUGCAAGAAAUUCCCACCCAGAGACAUAUUGCAUGCGUUCAUUGUACCGUAACGAACGUGACCUUGGUAAGCGGCUUCAAUGUCAGUAUUGCAACAGGACUUCCUACAAUCAGACUUGGAUGAAAGUUCACACCGAGCAACAUGUAAAUAAGGGUGACUUAAAGCUAGAAUCCAAGGAAGAGACAACAGAAAACGAUGUGGCUGUGACUGAAGAGGUUAACAAGUCUAGGUCAGAGGCUAAUGAGUCAGAGGUCGCUGAGCCCGAGGUCAUAGGGUCAGAGGUGAUCAAGUCAGAAGUCAUGGGAAUUAAGCCAGAAAAAUCAGGAUCAACAGAGUCAGAUGGAGAGUUUGAUACAAGCUCAGAGGUCAAAGGUCCAUUAUUGUCUGAAGAUGGCAAUGUAUUGCUGAGUUCACUAAGGUGCAACAUUUGUAAUAUAUCUUUUAAGAACAAACAUGAAUUAUACUCUCAUGCUGUUUCACAUCGUGUGUUUAAGUGUGACAAUUGUGGUAAGAUCUUAUCUAGUGCUGGCUCUCUGAAGAAGCACCUGUUGAUAGCCCACAGUUCAGAACGCAACUUUAUGUGUGAAUGGUGUGGGAAGUCAUUCAAGACUCAACGCUGUGUACAACAACACAUUGGAAAAGUUCACGAAAAUCCAAACUCACGUAAAAAUGUGGAAAACCCAGGACCCUAUGUAUGUUCAGUUUGUGACAAGGAAUUUGAUACCAAACGCCUGUUGACUAAACAUAAAUACUACCACAAGGAUCGUACCACAGCUUGUCCUGUGUGUGAAAAGUGCUUCACCGGGAAAGGGGAGAUGCUGUACCACCUCAAACAUGUCCACUCUGAUGCUCGCAACUAUGUUUGUCAAAUCUGUCAGAAAUCCUACAAGACCAAUUCCUCAUUACGCGAACAUAGGAAACAGCAUCACGAGGGUAGGGAAAGCUGGCGACAUCAUUGUGAUUAUUGUAGCAAGAUAUUUAACAAGAGAAGUCAGCUUAUCUACCACAUGAAGGUUCACACGGGAGACAAACCCUUCCCUUGUGAUCACUGUGGUCUGACUUUCUCCCAGAAGGGUAAUCUAUACAAACAUCUACAGACAGUCCACAUCCGAAAAGUGGAGUAUAGAUGUGAGCUAUGUGGAAAGGGAUUCUACUUGAAGGAGAACUAUCGGCUCCACAUGAGGACACAUGCUGUGGAGAAUGGUACGGCAGCCAUCAUUGGUAACAAGUACGGAGUGAUCAGUCAUUGUACUACAUGUAACCGAUAUUUCCCACGAAAAUGUUCCUAUAAAGCUCAUCUCCUGAUGCACAGACAGGAGUGGAAGUACUCCUGUCCUAUCUGUAAGAAAAAAUUUGUCACUGUGACGUCGUGUACACGUCAUCUCAAGACCCAUCUAAAGUGUCGUAUGACUUCUCAAGAAAUACGUGAGAAAUUCCCUCUAAAGAUUGGUGCAGCACAGAUCUCUGAUAAAUAUUCACACCUGAUAUCCCAGUCCAAGACAGAAGGAUCCGAAGAUGAGAUUGAAGAGAACAAAGAGUCCAAAUCAAUUAUAAUCAAGAAAGCAAUGGCUAAACCUGUAACACCAGAGAAAAUCAAAGUAGGCAAAAAUAACUUCAAGAAAAUGAUGAAGAAUGAUUCAGAAAUAAAAAUGGUCAGUCCAAUGAAAUCGAUGACUAGAGACGAAGGAGAGGCGAGCUUGGCGUUGGAAUCUUUGGCGACGGGUGUGAUAAUUGAGGAAUCACCAGACAUUACAUAUAACUUAGUUCCUGUGUUGGACGAUGCCCCCCAUACAGCUGUAGAAUCAAUCAUUGACACAGCCAGUACAUCGAAAACUGAUGAAUCUGUUAUUGGCGUCCCUGCAACGUCUUUAGCUGUUGAGUCUAUCCUGGACAAUGUUAAUAACGUCAUGCAUUUGGAAGACAGGCUAGUAAUUGAAGACACCGCUGCCAGUACUGAAGAAAACGCUGAAAACACAGAAAUGUCUCCUAGUGAACUUAACGAGAUUCUACAAACUGUGAACUCUCAGGACUUCUUACAGCAGCUUGGUAGUGGAAACAUCAUUCUUGUUCAGCAAGGGGACACUAAGGCUUAUGUCAUGUUGAAUGCAAAAAGUGAUUACAAAUUGGAAAAGAAGACUGAAGAGGGUCCGUCCCAGACACCACAACUGCCUGACUUAUGUAGGAAGCUUGAUGAUACGUCAGGAGAUGGGAUGAUAAAUCUGGAACAAAGCAUUACAGAGGAUACUCUAAUCAGUAAAGAGAACACAGACUGUAGUGUUGGUUGUGUAGACUUUUCUGAUCCUUCAUGCCAUACAUCAACUCACAUUAAGCCAUCAACACUUGAAGUGAGAUCAGAUAAAAUGUCCAUGCCUCAAAGCACUCCAAUCUCUCCCUCAAACACGUCCGACGUCUCUGGUGAGGGUAGAGGAACAGAGGAUUGGAAAAUUCCGGAAGUACCUACCAACACAGAUCAACUCACAUCUGACGUCUCUGGUGAGGGUGGAGGAUCGGAGAACUGGAAAAUUCCCGAAGUACCUACCAACACUGAUCAACCUACGUCCCACGUCUCCGGUGAUGAUGGAGGAUCGGAAAAUUGGAAAAUUCCUGAAGUACCUACCAACACAGAUCAACCGUUGUCUACUGCAUUAAAUAAACGAGUGAUUAUGGAGACAAUGGGACUUACAGAAAAACAGAAAAAAACAGAGGAGACACCUGUCAGGAGGAACGCUCGAAGUGGAGGAAAAAAGGGGGAACCACUUAAAACACCAUCUCCUGCGAGAAAAAGUUCACGAAAUUGUUCUACUCCAGUCUGGCUUGAUCUUAUCCCGAAACGAAAAAAAAGCAUCGAGACACGUUUAGAUUUGUCUUGUAUCAAGAUAGAGCCAGAGGAAGUUGAUAGCAAGAGAGGAAAGAAUGCAAAAACAGCGCAACAGUCUGAAAGGACGUCUGACGAUCAGCAUACACUGAAAGGAAACAUGAAAUCAAGUGACAGACUUAAAAGAAAGAAUUUGGAAGGAGAUCAAGAUGGAACACCAACAAAAAAGUCCAAAAUGAGUCGGUCGUCGAAGACAAAUGACAGCACUACAAUUACAACUGACACCGAGAUGCAUGUAACCUUGAGACAGUUGUCUGAAACACACACACCUGAUGAGGAAGCAUCUGAAACCCCAAGACAGAGAAGAUUGUCUAAAAGAUUGACACUGAAAUCUGAAGAAAAGGCAACUCCACCUCAAACACCGAGACAGAGGCGAUUGUCAAAAACAUCGAAAUGUGAUGGGGAGACAGGUCCAUCUGUAACCUCUAAACCAGAUCAGAUAUCUGAAGCAUUAGUAUUAGAGCAUGACGAAGAGUCAUUGACAAAGGGAUCUGAAAAGGAGACUGGAGAUCCAAAUGUAACUCCCAAGCAAUGUAGAAUUUCCAAAAGAUUAGAGUCUAAGAAGAAGGCAACGGUGACUCCGGAGACCGAGUCCACGUGUGAUUUGUGUGGGAAAGUCUAUAGCACUCCACAGAACAUGCGUCGGCAUCGUAUUACUCACUCAGACUUCAAGGCGUACAAGUGUACGUUCUGCUCACAGCGCUUUCACUACAUCCAGUAUCUAAGGGAACACGUUGUUGGCUGUCUCAACAACCCACAGCGAGUCAAAUAUCGUAACCAUGACCGCAUGAGACCAUCUCCUGUGAUGAUGAAACACCUUUCCAUUGUGCCCUCACCUGACGAACCAGAUACAUUCAUCAACCUACCUUUCAGUCAAAUGUCUGAUAAAUUAUCUGAGGUGAAUGCAGAAGAUGAUAUAAAAAAUCUGACGGCAGAAAACACUGAGGAAGAAAUCCUUGAAGUGUUGAACAAAGUGAAAGCCUCCCAACCCGAGGUUAAUUUACAGGAAGCAAGGCGUAAACAUAGGGAAGCUACUAAAGAGUUUAGGGCUGGAAUCAAUUCAAAGGACUGGAUGACAGAGGACGGACAAUUCAAAUGUAAUGUUUGUAAUAAGAUCAUUUUAAAUCAGUAUAAUCUUUACCGACACCUUCAGACUCACACAGAGUCAAAGCGUUACAAAUGUACCUUUUGUGGGCGGCGCUUCGCUGUGGGACAGUACCUCAAAGAUCAUGUCAUCUCCUGUGUGAAGAACAUCAACCGUGUUACCACAGCAACCAAUCGUCGACAAAUUGAUCCAGAGGUCAAACGGAAAAUUAUAAUCUUGCCUUCAACUGUUGAAGAAGGGACUUUUGUGAAUGCUGAAAUGGGAGAUAAUUUGGAAGAUGUUGAUGUAGAACAUGAGAAAGACGAUAUGUCCACCGAGCGAGAUUGCGAACUUGACCUGGUAAAAAAUGAGGAAAAUGGGGAUGACAAUUCAAAAGAGGGAAGCAAGCAGCUUCUGGAUGAUGAUGGAAAUGACACCGAGGAGGUUUACAAGUGUUCUGUGAGAGAGUGGAACAACUACUACGCCCACCGCUCGUAUGAUGGGACAGGUCGCAGUACAUUCAAGCUGAGCCCACACCUAAUCAGUGUGUUUAAGAAGGAAAAAGAGCUUGGUGAUGAACGUCUGAAGAACAAGGUGGCAACUCCAUACCAUUGCACUGUCUGUAAUUUGAAGAAAUUUAAUCGCGCUGAGACACUCCGCCGACAUCUCUUCACACACACAGGUGAUAGCCAUAAAUGUGAGAUAUGUGGCAUGACCUUUCUUUAUCAAGAAUAUCUCAAAUCUCAUGUUCUCGAACUGCACUUUGCCAUCAAAAGAAAGAGGAAAAGUCGGUCCAUUAAACAGUUCACAUCACAACUCAAAUCACCAGUAUCAGAUGGAAAUGAUGUAGUCAGUGCUGACUCACAAUCAGAAUCAAGUGAUCACGUGACAAAUGAGACUAACAACUCUGAUGACAAGGUACACAGCUCUGAUGACAAGGUACACACCUCUGAUGACACAGCACACAGCUCUGAUGACAAGGUACACACCUCUGAUGGCAAGGUACACAGUUCUGAUGACAAAGUGCACAAUUCCGAUGAAAAAGCACACAGCUCUGAUGACCAGGCUCUUAAAUGUGAAAAUUGUGGAAAUGUGUUUCUGGUGGAAUCAAGAUUUAAUGUUCAUAAGUUGGUUUGUCACAAGAAACAUGGGAAUCGUAAGGCAAAAAUAUUGGGAUGCAAAAAGGAUAGAAAAAGUGUGGGAAAAUUACAGAAUUUUCAAAAACGAAUCCUCUUUCAGUGUGUGGACUGCAGGAAUAAAUUCUUCAAGUACGAAAACCUGUUGUGGCAUCAGUUUAGUUGCCACGGCCUUGCCUCCUUUAGGAAGUGCCCAGUGUGUUCCGUGGCCAUUGACAAGGGGAGCCUAUUGACCCACAUCUUGACCUAUCACCCACAACGUCAGAUUAAGACAAGGUCUGAUGAGCAGAGCACUCCACAGUACAACUUUAAAUGUAACCAAUGUGAUAAAACCUUUACAAAGGAGCUCACCAUGUUGAUUCACCAACAGAAACACAUGGCCAACAGGCAAACUGACCUCGACAAAAGCAACCAAUGCCCGGUGUGUAAGGUAAAAUUCACAACCUUUGGGAACAUGAGGCGACACUUCAACGUCAUUCACAGUGAUGCGAAGCCAUUUAUGUGUCACCUUUGUGGCAAAUCUUUCAAAACAAAUGACACCUUAAAAUGCCAUGUCAAGAUACACAAUCGCGAGAAGUACCUCAACUUCAAGUGUAAAACAUGUGGCAAAGGAUUCUUCAGGAAACGAUUGUUGAAGGACCACGAGACUCUACACAUUCCUGGCGCCACCACUUGUAUGUGUGACAUCUGUGGCAAAAGAUUCCGCCUCAAACCAAAUCUGAGUAAACACAUGAAUAGUGUUCAUAACAUGGAGCGUAACCACGUCUGUGCCACCUGUGGCAAAACAUUUAAACUGAAGGAACAACUUCGAAAUCACAUGCGUUACCAUGUCAUCAAAGAGGGAAAGGUUGGAGAGGUCGGAAACAAAUACGGUAAGAUCUAUAAGUGUGACACCUGUGGGAAGUUCUGCCCGUCAAGUUACUCGCUGAAGAUCCACAAUACGUCUCACUCAUCUGAGAGACCAUACGGCUGUGAAAUAUGUGAUCGAAGGUUUAAGGUGAAGAGCAAGCUCAUGCGACACGUUCAAAAUGUCCACAAUUUAUCAGGCAAAACUCGGCGUCCCAAGAAACAAGCUGAGCGUAAACAAGGCAUGAUGCAUUCUGUGAAGGAGAAAGGCUGGUCGUCACAGGAUGAUGAGAACAUCGCAGAGAGUAUCGUGGAGGUGAUAGUGAAUAGUGAGGCUGAGUUAAUGGAGAACACCAAGAUGUAUUCGCUGUUAGAUCACUCCUAUAGACCAAGUAGCUCGGUCACGCCAUCCUCCAGUUUAACCCACAAUGAUCAGACGGUGAUUGAGGAAGCAGUGAAGGGCAUUACACAGCUGGCAGGGAACAACACUGAGACGGAUUAUAUCAUACAAGAUGUUCAGGAGGUGGAGGAUCAGCCAGGCAUGUACAUCGUUUCAUCAGAUAUCCAGGAAGAAGAUGGCAACGAGACACAGACUUUUAGUCUCAGUGUGGAUGAAGGGCCUAAAACUCUCAUCUACUAUAUCACAACUGACUAGUGUCCUGCUUGAACAAGUGUCUUGUAUAACUGUCCACUCUGAAAGUGUUCAAAUCUCAUUUGAGUGAUGCAUCCAAACUUUGUUAUGUAAAUGUGUAACUUCCUUGUAAAUAUAAGUGAAUAUAAUGAGUUGUAGACAUGUGUUUGACACAGGGAACUUUCACUUUCCAUGUGAUAUUGGAGUUACCCCAUUAUGUCCAAUACAGAGACCGUAUUCAGUUCAGUAUCAGUAUUUCCUAACACUCCGGAUGACGUCUUUGACACUUGUGAACUAACGAUGUUAAUUCAUUUGUGAUGAUUUAUGAUCCUGAAAUUCAGGUAAAUACAUUAGUUUGAAUGUAUUGAGAAGAUCAAGUUCUAUUUCCAGAAUUAUUUUUUCAUUUUGAUGACUUAACGGUAGCCAAAUGGUUAUAUACAAAGUUGUUUGUCAACCUUUGUUUUUUGGCCUGUUCAGCUUUGAACAACAAUAAUCCUCUAACAUACACGAGAUUAUGAGGAUUCGUGAUAGAGACAUCAGUGAGAAGUUAAUACACUGUACCUAAUUUGAUUACUUAGUUAAGUCACUACAGUAGUACGAGGUUACACAUCAGAAUUAUUCUUGAUGUUUGUAAUGUUUAGCAAACUACUGAUGGAUUUGUUAUCACAGAAUGACAACAGACUGGCUUUAACACCAGCACAGAACAGGACAAAUUGUUGAUAUAUAUAUAUAGCCUCGUUUGUACACUGCUUCAUAUUCCUACCUGUAUCAACUAUUUAUGAUACCUAGGUAAUACAUGCUGAAGGUAUCUGUAUGUGUUCAAAGAAACAUUUAGGGAGCAUUAGCAUCACGCCAGCUGUUAUCUUAAAGAAAUAUUGUGCUUUUCCUUGGUAAGAUUAUAUUUGUAUAAGAUCUGUACCUGACAAUUCACCAUUAAAUAAACAUGAUUUUGGAGAAAGUUUGUAUAAUUAUUAUAAUAAUCUUUUAAAUGUGCCUAAUUAUUAUAAUAAUCUUUUAAAUGUGCCUAUCAAAAAUUUCAUCUUUGUUGACAACUUACUGCCUGUCCAUUGCUAACCAUCAGUCAUAAACUCUUAUUUUUCCAGAGAUACCCUUUCUGUUUAAGUUACUGACCUUAUAAAAACAUAAGAGGCUUUACCAGCAGCACUUUAGUUGUGGUUUCCUGAUUUGCAUUUUAAUUUGAUUUGGUAAUAUUUUUGAGAGUUAUUGCCCUUUGUUUUAAACUGAAAUUUAGUUUUUAACGGACUUUUGAUAAACCUUUGAAUGCUUUAUAACCAUUUUGAUCUAGAAAUUUAAAGGAGAGGUAUAUACAGUGCUUUAUAAGUAGCUCUUGGUAGGACGACUGUUGUCUCCUGAUUCUUAUAAGGAUUAAUAUGAUGCAAUGAUGUUUGGGACAGGUAGAUAUUUUCCUGUCUAGCUAGCUCUUUUUACAAUUUAUUGACCAGUAAUAUCAUGGAUCACAUUAAGAUUGAUUUCAACUAAAACAAAAUUUAAUGUUUCAACUUCUAAAUGAUUCAAGCAUGGGUUAGCAAGAGGUGUA